CCCUCUUUGGCUUGGUUUUCCACACGCAGGGUCACAGAGCAAGGUGCUCCAGCUUCUGAAGGGGAGAGAAUAUUCUGCAGGACCUCUGCGAUUCCCUACAUUUGCAACAUGUAGGUUGAGCUCUGUUUGCCUUGUAAGGAAUUCCGGUCAGCCUUGCCAAAUCCGUUAUCGUCCCCUGGAUUUCUGCAGAUAGUUCCGUGAACCAGAACGUUCCACGUGAAAAAUGGCCUGGAAUUCGAUCUUGCUGGCUGCCCUCUCUGUCCUCUCUGCUUGUCAGCAAAGUUAUUUUGCUUUGCAGGUAGGAAAGGCAAGAUCAAAAUACAAAGUUAUACCCCCGGCAGUCUCUGGGUCACUGGAAUUUGAGAGAAUAUUUCGUGCACAACAAAACUGUGUGGAGUUUUACCCAGUAUUCAUGAUUACAUUGUGGAUGGCUGGGUUGUAUUUCAACCAAGUUUUUGCGACUUGUUUGGGUCUGGUGUACAUAUAUGCUCGUUACCAGUAUUUCUGGGGAUAUUCAGAAGAUGCUAAAAAAAGGAUCACUGGUUUCCGGUUGAGUCUGGGGGUUUUGGCCUUGUUGACCAUCCUAGGCGCUGUGGGGAUUGCCAACAGCUUUCUGGAUGAAUACCUGGACUUCAACGUUGCCAAGAAACUGAGGCAUUUGUAACAUUUCCCUCUCCCUUUACUCAAAUGCUUGCAGAUGUUCCAUUCUGAAGGUUAGAUGGUGUCACUUGUUCAAUGAAAAGGAAUAAAAGGCUCCUUUCUGGGUUAUUUUUUUGAAAUGGCUUUGUACAAGCAUACCCUUUAGAGAUUACAUUUCCUGUUCAUUUAAGAACUUAAGUUUGCUCUGAGGGGAUGUAUCCAUAUCACCAGCGGAAGUGUGCUGAGCCCUGGUUUUGGAAGUGGAUGCUGAAGUCAUGACUGCUUACAGGGGAGAAAGCGGCCUGAACUGUCCACGUGCAGGGCUGCCUGUGGAUCGCCGCCAUCACUUGUUUCCGAGUCUGCUUCUCUCUUGUUCCAGACAGAUGCUGAUAAGGCAGCUGAAUCCACUUUAUUGGUUGCAGGAGAACAACAGAUGGCUGCCCGUGGGGGAAGUCAUGCGGUCACAUGGAGUAGCCAGAGAAGGGUCAUCAACUAAUAGCACAAAAGGAAUUUGUGAAAAUGCACUUUGUAAAGAAAAGGGGGAAAAGGCGUGUCAUUUUCAAGGAACCAUCCAGAGAGGAGUGCUCAGGGACUCUGGCCCCUGGGCAGUGGAAGGUGGGUGAUGGUCUUAGCCAGAGUGUCUAGGCUGGGUUCCCGUGCCACAUGGCACUGGGGGCCUGCAGCUGUUGGACCCUGAUGUGCAGUCACUGGUUGGCACAAUGCAAAUGGCCUUCCUUCACCUGUAAAAUGGGAAUGAGUGAGUCCACCUCACAGGCUUCAGGGACCUUAGGAAAAUGGAAUUAAUGAGUGUAUAUAAGGAGUUGUCUGUAAUUUUUCUGAAGUUCGACAGACUCUAAUCUGGUGUGGGCAUCUUCAGGAAGCUUUUUAUUGGAACUUCUGUGUGUGUGUGUGUGUGGGUGCAAAGACAGGUUACAGAGGCUAUGGAUAAUAGAAAAGAAAGGCAUUAACACACUAGCAUUUCCAGAAUAGUAAGGGAGCAGACAUGACAACCUCUGGCAUCCCAAACAACAGUGCUAAAUAUCCCAGAAUACUCUAUCUGUAUGGGAAUGGGGGGAUCUGGAUACCAGCCCAGUUCCCCAACUUACUAAAUAACGCCCUCUGGGUGGUGUACCUUAUGCAAAAGAAGUGGAGACUGCAGACCCAGACAGCGCUUGACUGGUCUACCCUUUGCUGGCUGUGCUACCGCAGUGUGGUGUAGCUCUCUGCCUCAGUUUUCUCUCAGCUAAAAAGGGGCUGAUAUUUUAAAAUGCUAUGAUUCUAUGGUCUUUUUACUUUUUGGUAUUCUGAUCAGUUACGGUGAUUCAUAUUGUAACGUUUUAAUUGUCUUAUACAUUGAAGACAGUAUCAAUAAAGAGAGAAUGCAAAUUUCA
Molecule: messenger RNA, 2030 nt
Organism: Camelus dromedarius (Arabian camel)
Lineage: Eukaryota; Metazoa; Chordata; Mammalia; Artiodactyla; Camelidae
Gene: MGST2
Product: microsomal glutathione S-transferase 2
Exons: 6
Coding region: 224-664 (146 amino acids)
Biological process (GO): leukotriene biosynthetic process
Cellular component (GO): nuclear envelope; endoplasmic reticulum; membrane
Molecular function (GO): glutathione peroxidase activity; enzyme activator activity; glutathione transferase activity
Source: RefSeq, a predicted model, not a curated record